AUGUCCAACAUCUUCCUGUAAGUUCAGUAAACACCUUAUUCAGUACUUUUGACGAGAAUUUGCUAACAUGUGUAAAAGUACAGCUGCCACUGGCUACAUCGGCGGAUCCGUAUUGGAUACUCUUGUAAAAUGCCACAGCGAGUAUCACAUCACGGUUCUCCUCCGUACUGUGCCAGAAGGCUUCACUGAACGCUAUCCUAAUGUCAAUAUUGUGAUUGGGUCUUUCAAUGAUGUGGACCUCAUCGCUAACACUGCUGCUCAAAACAACAUUGUGAUUCGUAAUCUGCAUCUAUGAAUACCCUCACCUAUAAAAUAUGAUAUUAACAUGUAUAACAGAUGGUGGUAAAACCAAACACGUCGGCAGCUUGAAUGCCCACAUAGAAGGGCUCUUAAGACGUCCAGGUCCAUCGUUCCUCAUUCGACUCGGAGGCACGGGACUCAUUGCAGACUGGCAAGAUGGCAGCAACUACGGAGAAAUGAAUCCUAAGGUCUGGUCCGAUAUCAAUGAUAUAGACGAGAUUACUUCCCUUCCCGACGAUUAUCUGCACCGUAACAUGGAUAAAAUUGUGCAAGCUGCCGCACAUCGACAUGGCGACAAACUCAAAUGUGCGAUUAUUUGUCCUCCAGGGAUCUAUGGACCGGGAAGAGGAAUGGUGAGAAAGCAGAGCCUGUUCAUUCCCGAGAUGGGGAGAGAAAUCCUGAAGUUAGGGAGUCCGUAUUAUACGCAGUCCGGCGAGAACAGAAGAGCGUGGGUUCAUAUUGAUGAUCUCAUGGAACUUUACAAUGCUAUUGUCGAAGCCGCUGUUGCGGGUGGCGGAAAUGCCGUCUGGGGGAGAGAAGUAAAUAAACCCAGCAAUGAUAAAAUUCUAUUAUACUAACACAUACAAAUUAGGGUUACUACUUUGCAGCAACUCAAGAAGCAACUCAAAAGGAGAUGGCGAGAUUUGCUGGGAAGAUUCUGAAGUCUCAUGGACUCAUCAAAACAGAGGAGCCGGUACAAUUGAGUUUAGAGACCAUCACUGAGAUGCGGGAUGGCUCGGAUUGGCAUUACAUGGGUCUUUAUACAUGGGGGUCAAAUACCAGAUGUACGGCUGAUCGAGCAAAGAAGUAUUUGGGUUAUGAGUCAAAAGCACCUACGCUUUGGGAGACGAUGGAGGGCGAUUUACUGUUUGAGGUUGAGCGAUUGGCUAGGGUUAAAAGCGGAGAGUGA
Hymenoscyphus albidus is the source of this 1210-nucleotide messenger RNA. The record is from the annotation of a GenBank genome assembly. Lineage: Eukaryota; Fungi; Ascomycota; Leotiomycetes; Helotiales; Helotiaceae.